UUCACAGGCUGCUUACCUACAUCUUUGUCUAUGAAGACCUGAUCUCCUUGGCCUGCGGUGCCGUUAUCAUCUGGUACUUUGCCGGCAGCUUUGAGAAGAACGUUGGCACUGUGAAGCACUGCUUCCUCACCCUCGCGUUUGCCAUCCUCUCCGCCCUCCUGUACCUCUUACUCGGGACCAUUGUCUCAAGGGUGUCAGAGGUGGAAGAUGCCAAAGGAUUCAUGCCAGUAGCUUUUGCUACCUUGGGUGUGUCCACCACCCGCUCGCAGAUGAAGAGGACUCUGAUUUUCGGGGUUAGACUUCCAGUGGUGCUGGUGCCAUGGCUUAUGCUCUGCAUAGCAUGGUUUAUCCCCGGCUCUUCUCUCUUGAGUAACCUCUGUGGGCUCCUCGCUGGGGAAGCCUAUGGUCUUGGCUACUGUUUCUGCUUGGAUUUUCCAGAGUCGGCGGCCACUAAGCUGGACCGGGUGUUCCCUUUCAGUCUGCUAAAGAGGAUUCCAGGACUGAAAUAUAUCCCAGGGUCCUUAGCAGAGCGAAGAGCUUUCAAAAGCAGCAAGAUUAACCCUGCGACAGGCACUUACCCCACCCAAAGCUAUUACUGCUCUUCGCCUCCAGCUCUUCCUGCUUUCCAGAUGCAGCACCCGAAUGCCCAAAGCGAAGGGUUUCAACACAGCUGUGCUCCGGGAU
Messenger RNA from Tauraco erythrolophus (red-crested turaco), 684 nucleotides. NCBI's taxonomy places the organism in Eukaryota, Metazoa, Chordata, Aves, Musophagiformes, Musophagidae. The record is from RefSeq and is a predicted model, not a curated record.